AUGACGAGCUGUUCGCCGUUGUGUGAGGUCGUGGCUGGCUGUGACGGCACGGAGCUGGCGCUCGCGCGCAGCGCGGCGUGGGCGGUGCUCGCCGGCUCGUCGGCGUGGUAUCGAGUGCACGAGGUGAGCGCCGCGGCGCAGACCCUCAGUUUCACGCCGAUCGGCGACGGGCUGCGCAGCAGCGUCGUCCACGCCACCCAGCCGUCGAAAGGCUCCGCGCUGCUUCUGCCUCGGCGCGUGGAGGCGCAUGCCGCUUGUGCCAGUCUGGGCAGGAAGGCGGCUCUUCUUCUCGGCAUUGCGGAGCAGGCGCGCUACGGCGCAUACGGCGAGCAUGCGGAGGUCAAGAUGGCGGUGCAGGCGGGCGCCAUGUGGAACAACCCGCUGGAGAGCGUCAUCGCCCCCGUCAUCCGCGGCAACCCGUGGGGCUGGGACCCCGCCGUGCUGAGCGACGACUGGCCGUACGUGCUCUUCGACUGGGACACGCACUUUGCGGGAUACAUGCUGAGCCUCGACGCGGCGGGCAAGGAGCUCGGCUAUUCCGUCCUGAUCCAGGUGGUGAAGGCCAAGUCGGCGGAGGGGUUCGUGCCGAACGGCUACGCGCCCACGCGAAAGAGUACGCACUCGCAGCCGCCCGUCGGCUCGAAGGUGCUGCUCGAGAUGUACAGACGGUACCGCGACCUGUGGCUUGUGGAGCUGCUCCUGGACGACCUGCUGGACUGGUCCGGCUGGUUCCUCGAGGAGCGCACCCUCCCGCCCCUCAACAUGACCGCGCUGGGCGGAGACGAUAUGCAGGCCGCGCGCUACGAGAGCGGGCUUGACGACAGCCCGAUGUACGACGGGCACUUCUUCGCGGUUACCGACAACAAGACUGGCUACGGGCUGAUGCAGAUGUACGACGUGGGGAUGGCGAGCAUGGUGGCGAUGAGCGACGCGUGCCUCGCCGAGCUCGCCGACGCCGCUGGCCGCGCCGACACCGCCAAGGUGCUGCGUGCGCGCUCCGCCGACGCCCGGGCAAAGAUAGCGGCGCAUCUGUGGGAUGAGCAGAGCGGCAUCUUCGUCAACCGCCUCGCGACGGGCCGCUUUCGGCGGCGCAUCACCCCCACCUCCUUUUACCCGAUGCUCUCGGGAAUCGCGACCGUGGGGAGAGCCGAGAGCAUGCUGCGAGGCUGGCUGCUCAACGCGAGCCGCUUCUGCAUCACGCCAAAGGGCGACUUUGCGGGCAACGACGACACGUGCUACUGGGGCCUACCGUCAGUUUCGGCCGACGACCCCGCCUUCCCGCCGCUCGGCUACUGGCGCGGGUACGUUUGGGGGCCGAUGGCGCUGCUCACGUACUGGGGCCUGUCACACGAGGCGUAUUUGGACGUGCCGCUGGUGACGACGGCGCGCGCGGCGCUGUGCAAGCAGAUGGGCGCGCUCUUCCUGACGCAGUGGCGCGCCCACCGGCACGUGUGCGAGAACUUCUCGCCGUGGCGCAACGCCACCGAGUGCACGGGGAUGCGCUUCUACCACUGGGGCGCGCUGGCCGGCUUCAUCGGGCUGCUCGACGCAGGCUUCUACCAGAGGCCGCAGCAAGAGGCUGCUGCCUUCACGCGGACGUCGUCGUUUUGCACGAACGCGUGA
Messenger RNA from Emiliania huxleyi CCMP1516, 1623 nucleotides. RefSeq lists its product as hypothetical. Gene Ontology annotation, molecular function: alpha,alpha-trehalase activity. The transcript has 4 exons. The record is from RefSeq and is a predicted model, not a curated record. The coding region runs from base 1 to 1623 and encodes 540 amino acids. Gene Ontology annotation, biological process: trehalose metabolic process. Lineage: Eukaryota; Haptophyta; Isochrysidales; Noelaerhabdaceae.